Messenger RNA from Bacillus rossius redtenbacheri, 14514 nucleotides. RefSeq names its product Golgi integral membrane protein 4-like. The coding region runs from base 302 to 1636 and encodes 444 amino acids. Lineage: Eukaryota; Metazoa; Arthropoda; Insecta; Phasmatodea; Bacillidae. The transcript has 9 exons. The record is from RefSeq and is a predicted model, not a curated record. Gene Ontology annotation, cellular component: Golgi apparatus; Golgi membrane.
UUUCAUCUUAUUUCGUCUAUGGUUUGAACGAAAAUUGAAGAUUGAUGUAAAGUAAAUAUGACUCUAUAAAAAUCCAUUGGUGGAUAAAUUGUUGGUAAAUGUAUAUAUAAAUGCAUUGAAAAAUUCUGUAACCUGUGUCGUUAUUAAAAUUUGGACUUGACCUUACGGUGUGGCAAAGUAAAUGCCAUUGGUGCAGGAAAUGUGCGUUAGUAAAGGUUUUUCUAUUUUAUGUUGCAACUCGUAAAGGAUACUAGUAUAAUUACCACAUGUGGCUCAGGAGAAAUUGACUGAUUGAUUUGUGAUGAUGAGUUCAACUAGAUUUAUUCGCGGCAUGAAAAGCCGUUACUUUUUGUACAUAAGUGGUAUUUCAUUAAUUGGAGUUGUGAUCUACUUGUACCGUGGAGUUCAGAUUCACUUGGAGGAUGUUCGCAGAACAUCUGAAAAAUGUCAGCAGCAGCAGGAAUCUCUAUCGGCACAGUUGCAGGUGGUGUUUGAGUACAAACUACGUCUUGAAAAAUCUCUUCAUCAAGAAAAGUCUGAACAUAUGCAGACCAAACAAGAACUGCAAAAGAAGUUUGAAGAAGAAAAACAGCUGAGGGAAAGAGAAAACUUAGAGAGUUCGAACAAGUACUCAGCACUUCUGCAGCAGCAUAAACUACUGAAGAGCCAACACGAAGAUUUGAACGAUGAGUGCUCCAAAGUGCGGGCAAGUCAGUUGCAAAGUUUGGAGGAGAUAAGCAAACUGGAAUCUCAGCUGCAGGCUGUGCAGUCAGAGCUUAGGCAAUUCCAGGCAGUCAAAGAAAAAGAUGUUGAGUCACUUAAGACCCAGUAUAUGGAUUUGGAAAUGGAGAAUAAAAGACUGAUUAAAAAGUACAAUGUAAUGGCUGAGGAACUACCCCAAACUAAUUCUAAGCUUGCGCUCCUUCAGAAAGAGAACGCCCAGCUUCGUGCAGAACAUGAUCAGUUGAAGAGGCAACUUGAAGAGUGCCGUAGCAAGUGUGAGGCAGACGCAAAUGCUGCCUUGUUGAGAAAGAGCGAAUCAGAAAAUGUUCUCCCUCAGCCGGGGGCUGUGAAAGCCUCUGAGUUGAAAGGCCAGAGUUCAUCAUCGCCAGUUGUGCCCAAUCAGCAGCAGCAAGAUAAUGUUCUUCAACUACCAGACAGCCACCCCGCUGCUGAUAAGUUAACGUCCAAGUCCACCACGCCGGAGAUAAACCCGGAUGCCAUCCUGAGCCAGGAGAGGGCCGGAGUGAAUGCGGGCGGGGGCAACGUGGUUCCCGUGCCGCCGCCACAGGACGAUGUGGAGCCCGCGGCUGCUGCACAAGACGAGGCGGACCAGCAAGUCAAGGAGGAGGAGAAGAAGGGAGUGGAGGGGGAGGGCGUGGGACCAGCCCCGGAGCGCAGUAACGUGCCACAGCACAUCCCCCAACAGCCCCCAUACGUCGCGAACCAUGUGUGGCAGAACGUUCCCCCCGGAGUGGUUCCUGUGCCGUACAACAACUACAAUGGAGUUCAGGACGCGGGACCACACGGCUACGACAGCGUGCGAGAGCACGGCCAUCUGCAGGGCCACAUGCCAGUCCUGGCGCACGGACAGCAGCAACAGCAAUGGCAGCAGCGCUUCCCAGGGUACAGAUAACUGCACGGCUGACACUGCACCCUUGUAGCACCACCUUGCAUGUUUAGUCCUUCCCCUUGGUUUGUGACUGGCAACUACUGUUGUACAUAUAUGUACGUAACAUUGAAGAUUAUCGAGAAAGGAUGGAUAUGUCCUCAUUUUCACCACACUCUAGAUCUAGUGAUUUCUUCAUGUGUGGAAUCACCAAAUUGUGGUGCAAUGUACUUAUCUCUUUAAUGCCACUGUAUUUGUGGCUAUUCCCCAACUUUUGUUUCACUCUCCAAACAAGCCCAAAGAAUCUAUAUUAAAUAGUUUUGAUUUAGCUUCAAUACAUCUGUCGUUGCUUCAUCUUCCUCCAUUGCCUCCGUUUCUUUGACCUAAUUGUGUUGCGUGUCUUCUCUGCAUUCAGGAAUGAUCAACUUGAUACAGUCAUUGCCAAUGUGUACAAUUUUUAGGUCAGUAUACAGUAAAAAAUCUUAUUCCUUUAAUGCCCCUAUCCCUGUUUCUAAUUUCUCACUCACCUUGCUUUUGUGUUUUUGUUUGCAAUGUUUGUCAUUUUACCCACUUUUCAAUCUCGUGACUGUGGCUGCCCUGAGUGGGUGUGCACUGUAAUGUAUUGUGUUAGUUUGAGGAAGCUAAAGGGAUUUUGUUUGCACUCAGUAUCUACUGUAGUGGUUCAUAGUGCACUGUAUCAUGGGAGAGGUUCUGUUGCAUUGGGUUUGUUUUCUUCAUAAUUACAUAGUUGUGUGAUGUAAAAACCCUACUUUAAAAUCUUUCUUGUCUUGAAUGCUAGAAAGGGAAACUUGAAACUGUUUCUGUAAGAUGUUAUUAUUUCUAAAAAUUUGCAUGUUGUAGUAGUAAUUUAAAUAUACAUAUUAUAUAAAUAUACAGCAAAAAAUUAAAUACACUCAUUUAUAAGCACUUUGACAUAUAUUCUGCCUGAAUUAGUUGAAAAUGCUGUUUAUUGUUAAAAAAUAUAUUGUUCCAUUUAGUUUCUAAAUAUAAAUUCUUAGGAUUUAAAGCUGUGUGUGUUGAAUAAGUAAAGUAUUUAUCCUAACGUAAUACAAUUAAUUUUUACUACAACUGCUGAAACUAAAAGUGAGGGUCGUAUUAUAAUCGCAAACUCGUAUCUUAUCACUAGAAGAAUGUGAUUUAACAGAGCUACUAACAGAGUGCAGUGAUGGGACCAUCUUAGUUGAGAAACUACAUGCUGUACCUGUAAAGUGCACACUCAUACAUUUUUUUUAAACUGCUCUUGUGUAAUUCCUGAACCCUAGCAUGAGGUGACAGCUGAGAUAACAGAUAAGUAUGGCCUGGGAGGGGGAGGGAGAGAAGAGAGAGAGGAAGAGAGAGAGGAAGAGAGAGAGGGAGAUUGGGAAAGAGAGGGGGGAGAGGGAGACAGAAUGAAGAGGGGAGUGAAAGAAUAAGAGGAAGGGAGAGAGGAGAGGGGUUAGAGAGAGUGGGAGAGAGAAAGGGAUGUGGGUGAAAUUAGAAGAGAGAAGGAUAGUGGUGGGUAAGAGGGAGAGAUAAUGCAGUUGGUUGCAGUAAGCUGAAUUGCCUUCCUAUGCUCUUUCCAAUGGUUGCUAGCAAAGGCAGCCCCUCCCCUCAUCCAUCCUUUCAGGAAAAUUGCUGCAUUAUUUUCUCUCUGAACAAUGGCUUUUGAACUGUUGCCUUAAAACUUUGCUAUCGAAGUGAAGUCAUAAGACUAAAAAUUUUUCUUAUAACUUAAAAUGUUUUUGGUAGAAUUAUAUUCAGUCACAUUAUUUUUGGCUGAUUAUUAUAAUUAUGUUACUGUUUGUUUUAUAAAUGUAUGGGGAUAUUUUAGAAUGCUGUGCAAUAGUUUAAAAUAAUUUUCAGUAGGGGGAAAAUAAUGCUAUUUGAAUGUGCAUAGUAGAAGUUCUGAAUUACAUAUUUCUGCAUUGUUAAAACUAACAUCACUAAAAUAGCUUUCUGUUUAGUAAGUGCAUAUUUUAUUAACAAAGUUUCAUAGUUAUUACAAAUAAUUAAAAGUAAAAUAUAUCCCAAUAAAAUUAUUUUACUUGUAUUGGUGUAUGUGAGUGAAUUGUACUAACAUGGCACUGCAAUUUGAUGCAUGUGAUGGGUAUUAGUCUGCAGAAAUUUGCACAACAUUUAUCAUACCAAUAAAUUUGCAAACAGAAUAAAGACUGUUGCUUGGAAAACAGAAGAUGCUAUUUAUUCUGCCUAGAAUAUUUACACUCUAAAAAAUGAUUCAGAAUUUUUUAUGUUAAGUUUUGGUAUUACAUAGUUUUACUUUUUUUUAAAAAAAAAAGAUACUGUAUAAAAAUUACCAGCAUUUUAUGUAUUUAAUGGAACUAGCCAUUGCAUUUCAUAAGAAAACCAUUUAACAGUGUUUGUUUGAUAAUCCAUUGAUAUAUUCACCCCUUUACACUUAUUUAGAGUUUGUUAUCUCGCUCAGAUUGUCUGGUAGUUCCAGUGCCAGCAUUGUUUACGACAUCUCUUCUUGGCCCUCUCCUGCUGAGGGACUUUUGUUCCAAUCCAACUCCAAAAAAGAAUCUUAAAAAAUAUUUCUAGUGAGACUUCAUCUGGAUUUUCACUCUGUGAAACCAUAAUAUUUUUCCUCCGAUCCAGGUGACGUACAGAAACUAUUGUUUCAUUUAUACCAGAAAGCCCAGCACGUACAUACUCAGGGUUUACUUUGAUUAACUACAAUUUAUCUACAAGCAGCGUUGGAAAAAAAAACCAAUCAACCUGUUUUUUUUUGUUUAGACCAGGUUUUUUAAUUACAUUAGAUAUUUUAGUUCUCAGCAUGUUCAAAUGAAAGCCAUACAACAUCCUGCUUUCUGCAGUCAUGUUGAACCAGAUAAGUUAUUUCAUCAAAGAACUGAAGACCAUCUGCACAUCUGACUGGAACUUAACCACAGAAACGGUAUUUCCCCACAGGAGGAGGAUUCUCCAUGGAAUGGGUGUUUCCCACAGAAAGGGGAUUUAUAGUACAGUCAGGGAUUUCCCACAAAAUAGUAUUUUUUAUUAAAUAAUAAAUUUUUUUAUUUCCUCUUUUUUUUUUUACACUUUUGACUACAAUUUACUAAUUAAUUUUAAUUUUAGAGGAGUAUUUAGCUAGAUAAAAUUUACAACUUAUUCAGCUAAUUUAAAUAAGAUCUUGAUUAGUAUAAAAUUAUUCGUUCCAAUAUCACAAGAAACAUUAAUGAGCAAACUAUUGUUAUUAGAGUGGAAUUAGACUUUAAAUUAAAAUUUAUUAAGAUAUUCUAUUUAAAAAUAUAUAUUUAAAUAGAACCACUCAAUUUAAACCAUUGUGAUUUAAAUCAGCCAACCCUGUAUACAAGAGAAUAAUAUUUUCUGUGCCUGACUUGUCACUUCAUUAGCACAGUGUACCAGGUGAAGUUUACCAUGUAGGGUUUGAUGUUCCACUGAUGCUAGUUGAACAUGCGCUCAUGAGGAGUAGCAUUUGUAGAGUCACUAGUAGAGAGUGAAUCAAGUGUAAUGCAUCCGGCAAGACAAAUCUCCAUUGAGAUGUUUUCAACCGUCCUGACUUCAGAGAUAGCAUUACCACAUUCCUUAAUGCAAUUGUUCCUUUCAAUUUAACCAUUGACCUUGAAGAUAGUCACCAGACAUGUGGCUGGUAGCAGUGCCUUGUGAAUUUAGAAAUGUUUUAAAUUCUUACAAUACAAAUGGUGGACUUUGGUCGGAAUGUAUGUAUGCUGGCAUGCCAAAAUAGAGAAAAGUUGACUCAAGUAUUUCAUUAUAGGAGAUUUAGUCAUGUCACUUCAUGGGAAAGCCAUUGAAAAUCUACAGUACUCAUAGACAGUGGUUAGGGCAUAGUGAUUAUUAGAUGUUGAAGGUAGAAGCCCUUUAAUGCCAAUGUUAAACCUUUCAAAGGAGCUGGUUGCCUUUAUAGUUUUGCCAGAAUGUGGGCUUCAAUCCUGCACAAACUGGGCAUGAUGAAGUCAUUUAGCAAAUGUCUUCUUAAAGCAUGGUAAGUUAUGACACCUUAAAAAUGAGUCAUGUGUGAUAUACCAGGGUGGUCCAAUGAAUUGUGAAGGUUUAUUAAAGUAUUGCAAUCAGCUAAAGACCCAUAGAUCCUAGAAACAGCAUUUGCAUCAGCAUUAUUCUUUCCAUGACUAUAGAUAAUGUCAUUAACUGAAACAUGACUACUCAAUGCACCAUCUCAUAGUUUUAUAAUUUUUAAUUUAGCUUGGCAGAUACUAACUCAAUGAUACAUUUAUUUAACGGAUCCAAUAACGAAUACAAAAGUGAUUUGAUAUUUUAUGUAAAUAAUUACACUUUGCAUCACAAGAAAUGGCAAAAUUUGUAAGUUUUUAAGUUGAUAAAAGAGCUUCCACAACAGCAUGUGUGAUAAUUUUUUUACUUGUUAGUGUUUCUGUUUCCCUUUUGAUAGGGUUCUUGAAUGUCUCAUGUAACAUGUCUCUUUCCUGACAGAUGGAAUAGAUGAUGGUAUACAUUAUUAUCAACUUUUCAAGUGGAGUGUUGUCAUCUAUCACAGGCACUAUAGCAUUGAAAAUUUCCACUUUCAGAGCAUUAAAAGCAUCUAGUGCUCCCUUGGGGCUAGGAAAGAUUGCAGUGUGUUAGUGACAGUAUUUUUUCAUAAAAUCUUGGGCUCCAUUUUUGAGUAGUGAGCAAACUUACCCACUACCAUGCCCAAAGAUCCAUGAGGGGCUAGUGUCUCAGGGUCAGGUUCUAUUGUGUAGGUACGUACAAGAUUACACGGUAAAUUACGAUAAAACUGAAAUAACGCCCAAAAGAAUGUCAAUACACCAUAUAACAACUCAAAUCACAAAAAUGUAAUAUUUAAUAUAUUUAAUUCAAUGAAUGUAAUGUAUUCAGCAUGAAUUUUUUACAAAAAUGUAUGUACUAAGUUAUUGGAAAAAUUAUUUUACACUUUUUUGAUCUCAUAACAUUUAUUAGUACGUAACUCAUUUUAACAUUAUAACAUUGGUACAUUCUUCAAACAAGUACUUGCAGAUUUAUUUUUUUUGUUCUGAGUGCAUCAUAUAUCAGUCAAAAUUAAAUAAGUAUCAUAAAACAUUUAUGUGUUAUAUAAUGUGUUUAAUGCUAUUCUAUCAUUAUGAUUAAACCAAAUUCAUAAAAAAUAAAAACAGUAACACAGAAAUCUCCUAUUUUUAAAACGUAAUUGGCCUAAAAAUAAAACCAUAUAAUUUUAUCUCUACCAAUAGGUUUGAUUACUUAAACAGAAUAUUAACAUUUUCCUUCAUUUAAUGUGAGGUUAUACCUGCAAGCAGCUUCCAGAAAUCUUUGCAAGGUUCCAUCAUAUUUGUUUUCAUCUCUGCCGCACGCAGUACUUGUCGACAGAAGCAAAAGUAUCAUCUUGAUUUUCUCUGCUGAAUAAUACUGUCAGUAAUACUUGUAAAGGUAACUACGCCAUUGUUUUAACCAAAAGGAAUCCUUCAAAACUGACUAGUGUUAUAAGCUUCAAAGGCUGUUAAGGGCUUGUCAUCUUUAUUGAUGGCAGUCAGAUGAUACAUACUAUGCAGGUCAAGAAUGUUAACAUAUUAAUUUUUCAACUUUGCAACUUUGCUAACUACAUUAUUGCCUUUUCAAGGCAGUGAAGCAUCAAAGAUUGUGAAGAAUUUAACUCUCUGUGAAUUGUCAGGGGCCAUCUGUUUCUUGUGAUUGUUGCUAGAGGUCACUACAAUCUGUACAAGCCAUGGUGACUGUCGAUUUCAAGACAUUAAUUUAAACACAUUGUAAACAUGCAAAAAACUUCUCAAAAAGAAUAAAUAGCUGUUAUUUAAAUCAUACCAGAUAACAUAAUCAACACACAUUUUCUUACGUUAAGAUUAUUAUUUUCAUGUACAUAUUUUGCUUCAGUUUUUGUGCUCAUUGAUUCAAUACUGAAACAGUUAAAAAGUUUCCCUUUCUCAUUCUUGCAUUGAUUAGCACAAUUUUUUCUGUAGUUCCUAAAAAGAAAGUGAAGAUAAAAAAUAUUUUUUAGUAGUUUAAUUUUGUAAUAAAGUUUAUGUAUUAUCGAUUUGUUUACAUUAAUUUUUUUACUGGGGCAAUUAUUUUUAUACUGUUUUUCUUUAUGUGUAUACUCUAUUAGAAAUAAUUCUAUUGAUUUUUUUUUUAAGCAUAUAUUAUUCAAUUAAUUGUGGAGCAAUAUAUUAUGUAAACUUUGCAUGAUUUCCCAUAAAUGCUUUAUUCGGAUUCCAACACAAGACUGAUCAAAGUUUGUGGGUGCUCCAUUUAACUGUGCCACUGAGGUCUGCUAUUAGCAUUGUAAUUAUCAGAUACUGCUAGUAAUUUUUUUUUUAUUUUAAGCAGGAAUCUUUAUAAAUUUUUAUUGAUGAUUAUUGAUUAAGUUGCAUGAAAAAAUUGUUCAUAUUCCCACCUCAUUAAAGAUCACCAGUUAGAGUGAAUAUAGAGGUAGACUUCUGACUAGGCUUUGCAGUAGUGAAACUUUGUGGUCAACUAUGGUGCCUACAAACCUGUGACAUAUUUGCUUGAUCAGAAGGCCACUUUAGAUUGAUGAAGGUUUUCUCAGUAUUGAAUACUUAAUUUCCAUGAGUAAAUAAGAUUAUAUAUAAGUUCAUAAACAUAUUGUACAUUAAUUUGGCAUGUAUAAAUGGCUGUUUUGAGCUCAAAUUUGCAAUUUUGUCCAAAUAAAUAUUAUGACCCUGAUGUUUGGUGUAUAUUCAGCGCAAAAGGAUACAUAAUUUGGAAAACUCAAGAUGUGGUGUGCUUUGGCUAACAUUAUGUGUAUCAUAUCUGCAAGCAUUCCAAUUAAUAACUACAGUCAAAGAUAAGAACUAGGUAUGAUUUUUUUGUGGAGUUUUUCUCUGUUUAUUUUUGAAUUCACAUUUUGUUGAAAUGAAAAUGUAUUGCAUAAAAAAGUAGGCAUAAUUUAUACAUAGAAAAUUAUUUAAGCUGAGAUUUGCUUAUGAAGCAAGAUUAAAUAUAUUUUUUUUAACAUCCUACGCUUUUAGAAUCAUGUAUGCAUUAUAAAAUGCAUGUUAACCAUUGUUGUUAAAUAAAAACAGUUAAUUUUCUCAAAUUUUCUUUAGUAUCUUUUUUUUUUUUUACCUUUAGUGCCACAAGGAUCUCCUACUUUAAAACAUAUAGUGAUCAACAUUUUGUUCAUUCCUAACCUCUUAUCACUUGUACUUAGCGCAGUGCGUGAUUGUGUAAUAUGCAUUUGUGUUUCGUAGAAAACGUAGCUUAAGACACAUCCCCUUUUUAGCUCAAAUAUGACAUAAAACAUAAAAAGGUAUGUCUUAGAAUCGACUAAAUUCGGUACCGUGACUUCCCACACUAGGGCUAAGAUUUUGCCACUGCCGGUGAAGGAAAUAAAACCAAUGAGUUUUGUAUGUAGUGACAUGUAUAUCUGAACAAAGCACAGUCUCGAAAAAUUCCCUCUGUAUUCACUCUAUGGGUCAACAUGAAUCGGAUGAGUUUGGUGGCAAUGCUUAUGCUGAAUUACUAAUUUUUCUUUUUAACUAUAGUUGUAACUCUACAUUUCAUGAUGUUUUCUAGUCUUCAAUUUUAUUUUUUUCCAUUUAUAAUAAUUAACAGCACAGUUUAAAGAAAGCAGACACUCUCAAAACUUUAAAUUGUAAGAUGUCUUAAUUCCUUUCUUAAUUAUUGUGAUAAUGUAAUUAUAUACACUGUAAUGUGUAAUGUGAUAUGACUUAUUAAUUAAAAGAGUAAGAAGAAGAAGAAAAUGUUUUCUCAUAGGUAUAUUUCAGUGAGGAUGUCAUUAGGAAUGUAACUUUAUAUACAGUUUGUGUGUUUGUUUAAUAUUAGUAUAUGUUUGCCUCAAAAUAGUUUUAGUUUUAGCCACAAGCUAUAAAAAAGAUUUAUAUUUGGUGUAGAGGGCAGGGAUUUCAUUGGUUGCAAUUUGCAUGACUAAUAAUAAAUGUCAAUAUUUGCAAAGAAAUAUUGUGUACUUGGAUACCUAACUGUAUUUGUUUAUUUUUGGUGCUAGUAAAUUUUUUGGAAAUGUUUUUAUUUUGAUACUAACAUUUAGUAAUUUUUAAGGGCACAAUUUUUUUUUAACAUUUAGUUUGAGUGUUUUUUUUAUAGUUUGUGUUGAAUAGGUAUAGUUAAAUAAUAAUGUAUGUUGUCCAUUAUUUCAUAAAAUCAAGUAUAUAUCUUAACGGUUCAUUGUAAUGAUUAUAAGAUAAAUUUAUUGCCAUUUAGAACAAAUUAUUUAUCCAUGCAUUUUUGAAAGAAAAAAAUUAAAUAUUUUUAUAUUACUUUGCAUUUAUUUUUAUUUUGAAAUCUACUUAACUAAACCUGCACUGUGGAUUAUCUUUGUUCAGAAAGUGUACUUUGUGACUAUCUUUGUGUUAUAGUUUUAUAAACAGAAAAUUUAAAGGCUUGCCAUGCACUAAACUUACAUAUGUGCCAUUUUACAAAGCCAUGUUUGCAGUAAAAUGAGUUAUCACAUCAAAUGCACACUACUUUUUAGAAGGUCUCUUCUCCAUCUAAAUUUUUCUCUCUUGCUAUCACCUUCCAUUGGAAGAGUAUGUGCUCAGUUAUUCUACUACUGUUCUCAAGAGGCAUUGCUAUAUGUUAUCGCGUGAUUCAUUCUUCUGCGAGUCGAACAGUCGCACAUAGGCAUUAUGAAAAAAUUCAAUUAAAGGUAGAGUCUAACCUCAAUAAUAUUGUUACGAGGAUACUAGAGGCGAGGCAACGAGGCAGGUCAGUCAGCCUGGCAUGUCGGCCAGCCGGGGGUCUAGGGGAGGCCCCACCUUCCGGACAGGUAGCACCCGUCACCCCGCUUCGUGGUAAUCCGAUUAGAACGGCCCCUGUCUGUCCGCUUCAAGGAUCUGGGACACUUCCACAGCCUCGUCUGCGUGAAGUGAUGUAACUAGGAUGCCAUUGUUCUCGGCGCUUUAAGUAUUACAUUGGGGAUUCUGAUGACGUGACACUUCGGUGGGCUACGAGACCUUUCCAAAGCAGGGAGCUUCUCAGGUAAGACAACACCCACCUCUGGCGAGAGAGUGACGGAGGCUGAUGGUGAAACUGGCGAGCGAAUGCGAGACUGGUGAAGUGAAGAGAGCGAGUGACCCCUUGGUGAGUGAUAGUGGGCGACAAUCGACAGGCUUCGUGUGCGAAGAUCGGAGCAUCGGGGACCGGUGUAUCUGGUGCGGUUUUGUAUGCGUGGUGAAUGAGCAAACAGUGCGAGGCAGUGUGUUGGGACAGAAGUGCGCGGUAAGAUAUGAGCAGUAGAGAGAGCCACACCCGAGCCAAGCUCCAAUGUGGAGGGUAAAAUGUGGGCUUGCGAAGGAGUAAUUAAUUUGGGGACAGAAGUUUAGAUUGUUAAAAUUUAAUUAAUAGUGGUAUUAAUCUGUAAAUAAAACUGUAGCUAAUUAAUUGAGCUAUCGUUAUGAAACCUGUUUUCCGACUUGUAACAAUACAAACCUGAAGGGACCUUCAUUUAGUCACUUUGCAAUAACAAGGUUUGUAUUAACCAAAUCAUUACAAUAUAAAAUCACAGAUUUUAUAUCAUUUCUAAAUUAAAAUAAAAUAAAGUUAAAGAAACAUUUUUUCUUCUUUAGGUCAUAAAUAAAACCCUAAAAAUCAUAAUAUGCUCCAAGGGAAUAAAAAUUUUUUUGCUUUACUUCUUUUUAAAAUGAUUUAAAUUUUAAGAAUAACGGAAAGGUUUUGUAACUACUUUCAAAAGGACAUUAUUUUGGAAUAAAUUAUAAAUUUAAGUUUUUUCCACCCUCUACCAUAGAAAUGGCAUCAGUAUUAUUGUAGUUCAAAUUUCAAUUUGUUUCUUUACAUUAUCAUGGGGUAUUUGUAUUAACCAUCUAUUACUACAUGUAAUUGUUUACCAAAAAACAAAAACAAAUUUGUAUUACAUAAUUAUACUUUUGAAUUAAACAAAUUACUUAGCACUGUAACUCUUAUGUAAGUUCUAGUGACUGUGAAAACACUUUGUACUAAAGGGUUUUUAUUAAUGAAGUUCAGUGUAAUUGUGUUAAGAAGGUAAAAAAUUGCAUUUUUUAUCAUCUUAGAGUUGCUGUAUAUGUAGAAAAUAUGCGUGAAUAUUGAUUCUGUCUCAAUAGGGCCUUGCAUAUCCUUCACAUACAUGUCGAUAGUGUGUGCCUGGGCGCCACCGUGUGUUUAUGGGGCAUAUCGACUCGGCGGAGACUCUUUAACAGGCUCGUGACGCCGCCCGCUUGUGGCCGAGACUUGAACUGCCCUGCUUAAACCUCCUCAACCCUUCCAGACCUGGUCUGCUCUGAGCGUCACACACUUACUCGAAGAGUAUGCUCUUAGAGGGGCAUUUCACAAGCCUGAUACCAGAAGUCGAUGUGUGAUAAAGAACUGAACACAUCUCACUAUUAACAUGAUUUAUUGGCAUCAUUACUUGCACGCAGCUUACAUAUAUUUUUCUAUAUAACUGUAAAAAUGCCUUACAGCAUGAAUUGAUAUAUGUAGUCAUGCUCGGUCACCCUAGUGGCUGACAAGUUCCUCACGUGCUAGUUUCAGAAACUCUUAAAAAAUUUAUAGUGAUUAUUUAAGCAGUCUGCCUCCUAAGGCAGGCCCUGAGUAUAAUAACAAAACAAUUAAAAACCUUUAAGUGAAAUAACAGAAGUAACUGAUAAGUGAUGGCAAGCAAUGAAGUCCCCGUGAUGCAAAUGCUUCCUACUUCGGGUGGUGAUGUUUGAAGACUGGGCCGGAUAUCAAAAAAUAGAAACAGAGCCCCGGGAAGUUAAAGAAAACAAAUUACAAUGUUAUAUUUUGGCGUGUUUAUGGGAACGUUGCACUGCUCCUAGCGGCAGUCACUCGCACCCUCCUCUGGGCUGGCGGCACGCUAUUUAAAUGCCGGUGCACGUGGGUAGAGCGGGAGGUUAUGAGUGAAUAGGGAGGUGGUUGCCAUUCGGGCUCAAGUGGGUGUAGCCCUGGAUGAUGUCAAUAUGAACACAUUUCGUGUACUUCUGGAAUAUUGUAGGCACAUGUAGAAUUGCUGUGUGCAUGAUAAUGAGUGGUAUACGACAUGAUGUCAGAAGAAAAUGUAUGGAACUAAACUUAAGUAUUUUUAUUUUAUCAUGUUUUCAGAUGCCUCAAUGUGUAAUUUGAUCCAUAGCUAUUGGGAGGAUUUGUACAGGUUUUGGAAGUUAAGGACAAUCUCGAAGUGAAAUAUCAUACUGACCAUAGAUUUGCUAUUGUUAAGGUACCAUGUUAAAUUAUGUUUAAGGUGUUAAAUUCAAUUUAUAUUGAAUUCUUGGUACAAAACAAAAAAGCAGAAAGUUUGGGGACACUUGUAAUUGGAGUUUUUAAAGUAGAGAUGAGUUAGUGUCGAGUUCCUCGAAUAAAUAGAAAUUCAUUAAUUGAGUGACUUGCCUUCCAAUAUUUUCAAUUUCUAAAUAAACCCUUUUUGCUAUUAGGUCAUAAAACAUUUAAGUUCAACUUCUUAAAGAUUACAUAUUAAAAUAUGAUGCUAUGUAUAAUGGUGAUAGACUGCAAAUAUAAACUAUACCAGUAAAUUCCCCAGAUCAUUCAAACAUCGGAAAUAAACCACAAUAAAAAAAUGUCUACAACUUGCUUAAGCAUGCAGCAAACAAUGCAAUUAAAAACAAAUGAAAUGAAAUGUUAGUAAAUUAACAUUGUUUGUAGUGUUUCAUUUAAAACAUAAUGCAGUAAGUGUAAUCAAUUACAUCUGUUAAUCAGCUGAACUUGCAGUAAUCCUGGAUAACCGUUGUACUACUAAACAAAUCUUAGGAUCAUAAGUAAGCAUUUCUUCUGUUUUCCUUGAGUAAUUUCUUAAUAUUUCUGACAAUUUCAGACCACAGCCAAUUUGGAAUAGCGAUUUUGCCGGAUCAUCAAACGUAAAUGGUUUUAACGGGAAUACCACAUAAAUAUAAAUAUACUGUAAAAUUAUAUUUAAAACAAUUUUUAAUUAGUUGCUCUACAGAAAAAAUACAGAAAAUUGUUACUGUAAAAAAAAUGUUGCAUUUGGGAUUCAUAUCUCUUAUUCAAAAAAUCUUUAUUGAAAUGAAACACUCUGGAAAACAGAGUACUUAAAUGGAAACCGACAGUGAGGAUUAAAUCUGAGCGACUAAUUAAAAAUGUGAACGUGAGCGGCUCAAUUGGUACCGGAUUGCAGAGUGUGCCGUGCCGUAGUGAGCAGCAGGCUUCCUCAGGGAGAUGAGAGUAGAUUGCUGUUGGUUAAUAGCAAGCAGACAACAGUGGACAGGUGCACGUACACCCUUCAGUCUCAGCAGUGCUGAUAACCAGCCGCUGUUGCAGCUGGCUGAUUCUAGCAAGAUUUGUAGCAGUGAAACAUGGGGUAGUUGGUGCAGUCAUAGUACCUUUGCAUGUGGUAAGAAAUUGUGUCGAUUGUGUAUUCCUUCUAAGUUUUAAGGAGAGAACCCUAUUUCUAAAAUCAUGAAUGAAUACAUACAUACAUACAUACAUACAUACAUACAUACAUACAUACAUACAUACAUACAUACAUACAUACAUAAAAGUAAUGAAAUUUUUAAACUAGCUGCUUAUGUUUUGGAGCAAGAAGUAAAUGGGGAUAUUAUUUCCACUUUAACAAUAGUUUUCUGCUAGCUCAUUCAGUUCUUUUGAAGAUCAGUGAAGCAUUAUUAGUUCAUUAUGUUUUUUUACCUUUAUAGUUCUUUGUAUUCAUGGCAAAAAGCAGUAGACAGCUUACAACUGGUCCCAUAUAUAAAUAACCCUGUAAAUCUGUCCAAGAAAGUGCUAAUUGGGUUUACAUUUAAAUGUUUUCUAACUUUAAAAAAUAAAAACCUUUUUAGCACAGUUGGUAUUUUAUAAUAGUGAAAAUAAUUUGUGGUAAUUAAUGCCAAUGGGUGACCAUCAUUCAAUUAUUUGUUCCCUGUGUGGGUCAGCUUUUCAGCUAGUUUUUUAGAGUACAGAGUAUAGGCCAGUAGCGUUAA